Molecule: messenger RNA, 2915 nt
Organism: Centropristis striata (black sea bass)
Lineage: Eukaryota; Metazoa; Chordata; Actinopteri; Perciformes; Serranidae
Gene: cdk5
Product: cyclin dependent kinase 5
Exons: 12
Coding region: 182-1060 (292 amino acids)
Biological process (GO): protein phosphorylation; synaptic vesicle transport; axonogenesis
Cellular component (GO): nucleus; cytoplasm
Molecular function (GO): ATP binding; cyclin-dependent protein serine/threonine kinase activity
Source: RefSeq, a predicted model, not a curated record
AUGAUUUGGCCUCUAGAUGACCAACAAGACAAGCUGCUUUGCUGCAGCAGACCGAGCUGGAGCAGCAACUGCAGAUAGCUUCUAGCUAACGCUAGCUAUCACAACAUUAUUAACCCCAAACUGGGGCUCUAAUCAGUCUUCGGUUUGUUAGCUUGUUCAAGGCUGGCGUCACUGGCCAAAGAUGCAGAAAUAUGAAAAGCUUGAAAAAAUUGGAGAGGGUACGUAUGGGACCGUUUUCAAGGCUAAAAACAGAGAAACCCACGAAAUCGUGGCUUUGAAAAGGGUUAGGUUGGACGACGACGACGAGGGGGUGCCAAGUUCUGCUCUGAGAGAAAUCUGUCUUCUGAAGGAACUAAAGCAUAAAAACAUUGUCAGACUACAUGAUGUUUUGCACAGUGACAAGAAGUUAACCCUGGUUUUUGAAUAUUGCGAUCAGGAUUUGAAGAAGUAUUUUGACAGCUGCAAUGGAGAUCUAGAUCCUGAAACUGUGAAGUCAUUCAUGUACCAGCUGUUGAAAGGCCUUGCUUUCUGUCACAGUCGAAACGUUCUUCAUAGAGAUCUGAAGCCGCAGAAUCUCCUCAUAAACAGAAAUGGGGAGUUGAAGCUGGCUGACUUUGGGCUGGCUCGAGCCUUUGGCAUUCCUGUGAGGUGUUACUCAGCAGAGGUGGUGACAUUGUGGUACCGGCCUCCUGAUGUGCUAUUUGGUGCUAAACUGUAUUCUACCUCAAUCGACAUGUGGUCUGCUGGAUGCAUAUUUGCAGAGCUGGCCAACGCUGGAAGGCCUUUAUUCCCCGGGAACGACGUGGACGACCAGUUGAAAAGAAUCUUCAGAUUGUUGGGUACACCAACCGAAGAACAGUGGCAGACGAUGACGAAACUCCCCGACUACAAGCCAUAUCCCAUGUAUCCAGCCACCACCUCACUGGUGAACGUGGUUCCCAAACUAAGUAGCACAGGACGGGAUCUACUCCAGAACCUGUUAAAAUGUAAUCCUGUCCAGAGGAUCUCUGCAGAAGAGGCCUUGCAGCACCCUUACUUUGCUGAUUUCUGCCCACCCUAGAAGCUAAAUGGCCUCUCGCUGAACCUCAGCCGCCAGAAUCAAUCAUCCAUCUCUCUGUUGGGUCAUUAGGACCAGUCCCAACAAGGCAAAUCCCUCACCGGUUUUCAAACACUCCCCUGCAUUUAAUUCUGUCGUGCCUCUGUAUGGAACAAAGCCCUAGUGGCUCUGCAAGGUUUUAGGUUCUUUUAAGUUGCGCAAGCCUGUUUAAUUUGGUACAUAAAGGCCUCCCAGUCAAUUAGCACGACUGGGGGAGGAUGCACUAUGUGUUGCAUUGAAUACAUUUUAUACCUGUGGAAAUAGUUGUCGACAAGACGCCCCAUAAAUUGCUUCCAGUAAUAGUCUUAACAUUGAUUUGAAGAAUUUAGAAAAUUUAAUAAUCAUAUAUUUGCUAUCAACAAGAAAGUAUAGACACAUGUUUUGAUGAGGAUCACUUAAAUUUGGUUAUUAAAGAGUUCAGAUGUGUUCGGACAGACUGUUUAAAGGUGACACUAUUUCUCAAUGAUCAAAAACAGUUCUUUGACAUUACCGUACUGCAGUUUGUUGUUAUUAGCAGCAGUAUACGCUGGUGCUGGUGCGUCUGUGAUAAGUUAAUAUCAGCAGAUAUAUUGGCUCUAGUGGAGACCACAGAUUCCUGGGGCAGCUAAUCCUACAACAUUGCUACAACGCAAAUUCCAAAAAAAGAUGGGAUGCUGUGAAAAUGUAACAAACAGAAUGCAGCGAUGUGCAAAUCCAUGGCGACAUACAUUCAGUUGAGCACAGUACGAAUAGAAGAUCUGCUCAAACUGGAUUGUAAAUAUUUAAACUCAGAAUAUGAUGCAUUCUGCUUUUGUCUGUUUUACACAGUGUCCCAACUUCUUUUGGAAUUGAUUGUCAGUUUUUGAAUCACAAGCAAUUCAUUUGAAAAAUGUAAAGGCUUAAGUCAAUGUUUUCUUUCUUUUUUUUAAGGAAUUGUAUGUUAUAUUUGUCACUUUAUUUUACAAGUCUGUAAUAACAAAUUUCCAAGAAAUUAAUGUGAAACGUGAAAUAAUUACAACAAUUUAAAGUAAAUAUUUAUAGAUUAUUCACCUAUUAUUGGAAACUUUACUCUCCAUAUAUACCAAAUUGUCUGUCUGUGCAAAAUUUAAAAAUCUUUGCAUGUUCAGUUUAUCUGCUGACUGAAAGACUCUGGAGGUAUUUAUUAGAAAUUAGUAAUUGGAAGUGCACCUAUUAUUCCUGUAAGUAGUACCAAAUUUUAUAUUUUCCAAGAGACUAUUGCGCAAAUACAGACCUGUAAAAUACAGUUAUAUUGUUUUUAGGCCACAACAAUCCACAGACUCAUUUUGACAUUUCACCUACCAACAGUUCAACUCUUUGUCCCACUACCUAUUACAAGAUUGUAUCAUCGCAUGGGAAGCUAAUUUAUGAUUUUAUUAUUUUCUCAGGCCUUUUAUUUCCCAUUUUGUAUUAGUUUUUUUGUGCACUUUGUAACUUUUAUUUUAAAUUGUUUAGUAUAUCAAUAUUAAAUAUGUUGAACACUGACAGCCAGGAUUAUAGCCGGUUAUCAAUUAAAUGGGCCAAUAUACAUACAUAUAUAUAAAUAAUGUUAACGACUAGGGGACCAUUAGUGACACUUUUUUUUUCAUCUUUAUCAUGAUUAUACUAAUGUCUUUUAGCUUUUCUGAAAUGCUUUUGUAAUUGUUAAAUUAGAGAAUCCAGGUAAUCCACUGAUGAUCUGUAUUUUCAUAUGAUGAUUGUUUUGCACCAUUAGCUGUUUCCAUUCUGGUUACUUAUUAUAUUAACAUGGUUAACAGCCUGCAGUGUUAUUUUACUCCAGAUUGUUGCGGCACUACUUAUCCCAUAAAAGCCUACAUAACGA